CGCGCUUCACAGUCCGCCCCCGAUACGGCGGCAGGCGCGGAGACUCCGCCCCGGCAGCCGCGGGGCCGCCUUGGCAACCGCUGGCGGCGGCAAGAUGGCGGACGACUUGGAUCGGUUACUGGAUGAGGUGGAGAGGCGGCUGUGUCGCCUGCCGGACGGCGACGGCGAGGAGGAGGCGGCAGCGGCGGAGCAGGGCAGAUCAGCUAAACUGUUAAUGAGUGCUGGCAGCAGUGAAGAAGAUAUAGACGACAUUAUUGAUGAAAUCUGUAAUGACAGCAGCUUUACCAAAACACCUCUGAAAUUGAAGUCUAACUCUGCAAGUCUUACACCUGAAACAAACAGUGCUGUUGUACAGUCUCAUAGGAAAAGAUGCUGUCCAGUGUACCUGGGUGGAAGCUCUUCACCAUAUGGCAUAGGAACAAAUAUUUCAAAAAGGACAUGUGAUCAGCUACGUUGUACUGCUUGUGACUUCCGUGUGUCGCUUUUCAAUGACUACAUCUGGGAUCAGUCCUGUGAUUAUCUUUUUUUCAGGAAUAACAUGCCUGAGCUCAGUAAACUAAGAGCGAAGAUGAUAAAGAAGAAAGGAGCACGAGCAUAUGCUUGUCAGUGCAGUUGGAGGUCCAUUGAUGAAUUAACUGACCUCCGAACAGACCAGCAGCUUCGGUGGGUUUGUGGUAAACAUGCAGAAUGAAGUCACUUUGUGUAUGGUACCUGCUUGUGUAGGAACAGGUCACAAAUUCAAUUUGUUUCCCACACAGUUUUCUGAGAACCUGAAUACUUACAUCUAGAAAUAGAUUGUAACACCCAGAUUUCAACCUGAAAUUUUUUUUUCAAUUUAACUGUCUUGCAAGCAAUGUGGGAGUUGAAUUAUUAGAAGAAACAACCAGUUUGGAGGCUUUGUGGAAGCUAAAUGAGGUUAAAUGAGGCUAAAGCUCAUACUCAACAGUGUUAAAGAAAGGAAGAGGAAUAGGCAUGGGGCAAAGCCCGCUGAGACUGUUCUCAUAUCUAGCAGAGAGCUUUAUUUCCCUUGUCUGCAGAAUCUUGGAUUCAAAAUGGUGAAUUGGGAUGCAGCCAUGACACAAAAGCGUAUGAAUUUCUGCACAGAAAUUAAUACUGCUGUUCUGCUUUUCUCAUAGUUGUUAACGAGCAAGUGGUUGUAGAUGUCUUAAAAAAUUACUGCAAGAUCAGCUCUCACCUUGAAGGUUUCAGCACACCCCAAAACUUUACUUUCUUUUACCCACCAGUAGCCAAAAACUGGAAAACUGGUGCUGGAAAUUUCCUUCCAGUUCCUACUGCUUUCUUCAAAGCACCUUCUGCUGACUAAGGACUUCUAUACCACAGUGAAUUUCUUGGACUUCUUUUCAGCCUUCGCUGCAAGAGGUGAACAAGUUCUGCAAUUGUUAAAUACUGUGCAAUUUUAAAGAGAUUCUGAAGAGUAUAUGACCCUUCUAUCAAUAUGUUCAAGGGAAAAAAGGCUCAGGCUUUUAAGAGUGAGAAAAUAUCUAUCCCCAUUGACAUUCAAGUUUGGAUUUUUUUCAGUUUCACUUAGUUUUCACUUCAGCUUCACUUUCAAAGUGCUACAUAUUCAGAAAGUAUAACUGCCUGUUUCAGCAUACUCCCUUCCCCCAGUAACGUCGCGAAACUACUUCCCGUAUCAUGUUACUUGGUGAAUUGUCUUGAUUACAGUUAAUGUCACUAUAGUUUAUGAGCUCAUUCUUUUCAUUAUGUAUAAAUAACACAGGAGAUUGAUUUGGGUUUGGGGUGAGCAGAGAGGAAGGAAAGGAUUACCAGUCCUGGCAAUUACUAGAUUGAAAAGUGUCUCAAGAUGGGAAGUCUGUCAGUAUCUUUGCUAUGCAGUAUGUGAUACUGUCCAGAUAAAUUCAAAAUUAAUUACUUAGUGCAAUUCUAGCUAUACAGAGCUAUUUAAUUUUUAUCUUUUUUUAAAAAAGUUUUGCUCAUGGCCCUAAUCUGUACAUUUGCCCUUUAUCUGAGCUUUUCCAAAACAAUUGCAUGGUCUUUCCCAUAGAGGUCAUCCCUCAAAUCUGUUGCUUUGUCUGUACUCUGAAAGAUACCAGUAGUGACCGGAGGCAUAAUGUACUCUGCAUCUUGCUCACCUUCUCCCUACGUGAGUUGGUUUGGGGGAGUUUUUUUGAACCUGUAGAGGACCAGCACUGUUCCUGAAGGCCUGGCAGUGUCUACGUUGUACAGUGCUUCUUCGGUGCUCUAGAGUGCAUGUUCCAGUGCCACAUGGAGCCUUGCUAGUAGGUUCAGAGGUGAGCUGGCUUCGGAGAGGUACUGCUUGGCAUAAGGUUGUAGACGUAUUUAGGGUCACGUAUUGGUUUCAAUGCAAUUGGUGUAUCAGGCUGAAGUUGCAACUGCUAGAGUCUAAAACUGCAGAUUCAGAAGAUAGAGAGACCCAGAGACCAGUUGAUUAAUGCUCCAUCAGCUCCUUGAAGAGGUCUGCUUGCCUUUCUGUCCUUUGUGAAGAGAAGGCCCCUGUGUGGACUGUAAGCAGUAAGUGUUCUUGGGUUUUCUUCAGGUGGGCCUGAGCAAUUUCCAUUCCCAGAGAUCCAUGCUAAUGGUAAGAGAAGAACCCAGCAGUAGUAUAAUUUAUUAACAAGCUCUAGAGAAGAAGAAACCUACUUUCCAUUCCUCUUCCUGAAGAAGAAUGGAUUUCAAAAAGUGCUGAGUUGCCUUGGCCUGCCUAUUCCAAGGCCAUUUGAAACUGGUGACCAAGUAGCCCCACAGGACCCUCUUUUGGCCUGGAUUUGCGCUGGACCUUGUCCCACAGUGAGCUUGCAAGAAUGAGUUGGGUUUGCAACUUGUGAGCAGCAGAUGAAGAGAAUCCUAACACCCAUCUCAGUUCACGAGACCAAGUCUUACAUGACUCGGAAAAGGAGCAUGUCUCCUGUACCCUGUUUUAAACAAACCAACAGAAAUAGUCACGCUCUCUGAACAGUUUGCGCUACCAAGUGUGUGGAGCAAAUGGUGCAGAAACAAAAGUUCAAGACAUCCAUUCUAGUGAUUCUUAUGACAAGAAGACAGCCUGCAGCACUUGAAAAGUAGAGGCUAGGAAGGAAUGGAGACACAAGGACUUAGAGUAUAGGAGGAGUAAAAAGGUUUAACACCAGUAUCUAUUGACAACAUUAGUCAGCAUUUCUCCUAGGUCAGCUUGUCCCUCAGUCUUCUGUUAGCCUGAAGAGUUGUAGAAAGAGAGUUCCCUUUCUGGGCAGAGAUUGUUGUGAGGUGAUUGUAUCACUAACACCAUUAAGACUGCACCCUAAGCUCUAAAAGUGUUAGAAGAUAAUCUUUAUUGGUAAACCUAUGUGGAAACCUGAGCCUUCCCCUGAAAUCAUUAUGUUAAUUCAAGUGUCAUUACUUGUUUCUGGCCUUGGUCAGAAUGGUGGGAUGUGGUGGCUCUUUGUCCAAGUGAAAUUUUAAACAGGUGCAGAAAUAGUGUUUAUUGUAUUGGUUUUCAGUACAGCGUUUAGCAUAUUUCUAGAUCUGAGAAUAAUUACUAUGUCUUGAAAUACAAUUAUUUUGUUAGAAAAAGGAGUGGUAUUAAGUAUUUGAUUUCUCUUCCUUUGCUUUCUUCAGUUACAUGUUAAAAACCCCUCCAGAGUUCUCAAAUGAAAAGAAUGUAAGGUAAAAUUAGAGCUUGAGUGUUCAUUUGAUGAAGUUAUUUUAAGAUUGCACAAGGUUUUUAAGAUGUAGCCCAGACCCUAAGUGAUAUUUCCGUGUCAGUUAGACAGCAGGGAUUAUGUAAAGAAUUUUGUUUAAGAAUGCCAUUCAGCUGUUGUCAAACGGAAGUACUGGAGAACAGUUUUGCUAAGUAUAAAUGUGACCAUUGUUUUCCUCCAGUUUUUUGCCUUGGAAGUAAUAAUACCAUUUCUGUUUGUGAAAUGGGCAAGGUGAAAAACCUGAGACUUUGAUUUUGCUUAGCUGAUACGCUUGCAAAUUUUCUAGCCUGCAGCAGAUCCCUCAACAAAGACAAAGCAAUGAAGGAUGACAAAACAAGAAUCCACACAAAAGCAUUCACUUGGAAAUGUAGUCAGUGGUUUAAUGUCAAACUUUUCUCAAUCUGUGUUCCUGCAAUACUUCUGGAUAGGAAUCCAGUCCAGAUCUACAUCGUACAUUUUUAUAGCUUUUCUUUAACAAAUUUUAAUGUGCUGUUCUGGCUAGAUCUCACUUUUUUUACCUGCAAGCUAUGGAGUGUGUCCAACCCAGAUGCUGAAUAUAGCUCAGAAGAGUAAAUAUUAAGGAUCUUGCCCUGCCAUAAAAUUGAACUUACAGAAGUGUGAUAGCAUUACAUAUUGCAAGCUAUGCACUGUAUAAAAUGGCAUAAAGAUAUUUUUUUCUGAGCACCCAUUUCAGUUUUGUACCAAAGGUAUUCUGCAAGUGCUAGGAACUGGAAGCUGUCACUUGUUGAAAGACUGCUCACUUCUCUUGUUUCCUGACAUGUGAGUCUUCGGGUCAUGUAACCAGCACAUGUGGUAGUCACACAAUAGGAGAGGGCCUGUGUUGGGAGCUGCAUAGGCAAAUUUUUCUUCCUGCCAGGCUCUUUUUACACAAGACCUGACCAGUUUUGUCUGUUGUGUGAUACCCAGUAAUCACAGACAGCCCAGCCUGUGGGGGAUGGAGUCAAGGAGUGUCAGAUGCUGCUUAUUUGUGAAGGCCACAUAUGAUGCCUGAGACUUGGCAUGUGUGCUUCGAGGAAACUAUUUUUGAAAUGUCAACACUUCAGUAAAAUAAAAAGUUGGAACAAAUCUGAA
This is a messenger RNA of Falco peregrinus (peregrine falcon), 4772 nucleotides long. RefSeq names its product cilia and flagella associated protein 418 (gene CFAP418). The record is from RefSeq and is a predicted model, not a curated record. The transcript is spliced from 7 exons. NCBI's taxonomy places the organism in Eukaryota, Metazoa, Chordata, Aves, Falconiformes, Falconidae. Gene Ontology annotation, cellular component: cytosol. Bases 95 to 691 code for a protein of 198 amino acids.